This is a messenger RNA of Oncorhynchus keta (chum salmon), 4290 nucleotides long. RefSeq names its product T-box transcription factor TBX5. Bases 216 to 1742 code for a protein of 508 amino acids. NCBI's taxonomy places the organism in Eukaryota, Metazoa, Chordata, Actinopteri, Salmoniformes, Salmonidae. The transcript has 9 exons. Gene Ontology annotation, biological process: regulation of transcription by RNA polymerase II; pattern specification process; cell fate specification. The record is from RefSeq and is a predicted model, not a curated record. Gene Ontology annotation, molecular function: DNA-binding transcription factor activity, RNA polymerase II-specific; RNA polymerase II cis-regulatory region sequence-specific DNA binding. Gene Ontology annotation, cellular component: nucleus.
CUCAACACACACAAUCUCCACUCCACAACAGCCACAAUCCUAAUGCCACUCCAUGACAGCACAUUAUUUAUAUGAAUGCCCCAACGCACAGACGUAUGGACUGCUUCAUAUGAGACCGUCGAGGACUGUUGACAGACUAGUAGCCUACAAACCGAAUAGAGUCAAUAGACUAUAAAUGUCCCAGCGCUGAACUGACAUCUGAACACGGUGGUGUCAUGGCGAGCGCCAUCCAAGAGCGCGCGGACACCGAAAAGGACUCACCGAUAGAGAACAAACCGAAGAAUCACACUCGCUCCCUGAGCUCGCCACCUUCACCGCAGACAACGUGCACACAGCAGGGAAUGGAUGGAAUAAAAGUAUACAUGCUAGAGCGGGAACUGUGGGAUAAAUUCCACGAGGUUGGAACGGAGAUGAUCAUCACUAAGGCGGGAAGGCGGAUGUUCCCCUGCUACAAGGUGAAGGUGACGGGCCUCAACCCUAAAAGCAAGUACAUUCUCCUCAUGGAUAUCGUGCCAGCAGAUGACCACCGCUACAAGUUUGCUGAUAAUAAAUGGUCUGUUUCGGGGAAGGCGGAGCCGGCCAUGCCAGGGAGGUUGUACGUUCACCCUGACUCUCCAGCCACUGGGAGCCACUGGGCACGCCAGCUUGUCUCCUUCCAGAAACUCAAACUCACUAACAACCACCUGGACCCCUUUGGACACAUUAUAUUAAACUCAAUGCAUAAAUACCAACCCCGCCUCCACAUCGUUAAAGCAGAUGAACACAAUGGGUUUGGUUCCAAGAACACAGCCUUCUGCACGCACAUGUUCUCAGAGACCUCAUUCAUCGCCGUGACAUCAUACCAGAACCACAAGAUCACCCAGCUGAAGAUAGAGAACAACCCGUUCGCUAAGGGCUUCAGAGGCAGUGAUGACAUGGAGCUGCACCGCAUGGCUAAGAUACAGGGUAAGGAGUAUCCGGUGGUUCCUCGUAGCUCAGUGCGUCAGAGGGUGUGUCCUAGUGUGAGUCCGUUUGGGGGGGAAGCGAGGGGGUUGGGUUCACACCCCUAUUCCUGUGAGAAUGGGGUGAGCAGCACCACCCAGGAUCUCCUCACCCUCCCUCCAGCCCCCUACACCCUCCCCCAACCAGACCCACACAAACACAUGCAGGUGUACCACUGCAACAAGAGGAAAGCAGAUGAUACCUGUCCUACAACAGAGCAUCACCAGUACAGGAAGUCCUACAUCAACAGUUCUCCCAGCGAUGUUGAGUCUUACUAUCACCCAUCUGCUUACCCUCCUCCUCCUCCUCUUCCUCCCGCUGUCCAUCCCCAUCCCCCUGGUCUCUCUGACUCCCUCUACAGGUCAGAGGCGGGGCAGCGGCAGGCGUGUAUGUUUGCUGGAUCUGAGCCCAGAGUGGAUGACCUCAGCUGUACAUCCUGGUCCUACAGCUGCCCUUUGACUCCUGCUAUGACCCCCAUGACCCCUACUGACCCCUACAUGACCUUCCCCCACCAGCCCUACUCCUCCAGUCCCCGGGGCUCUCAGCUGAGCUCAGUAGCCCACCAAUGCUCUCCUCCUCUGGACUCUCUCUCCCAGUGCCCCUACCAGACCCAGAACUCCAGACCACCCCAGACACCCCAACAUACCAGCCCACCCCUCAGAGAGUACCACUGCUACCCCACCUCCCUGUCUCCUACCCAAUACCACACCCUACACACACAGACCAGGGGAGGGGUCCCAGAGUGGAGCGAGCCCACCUGAUUGAACCACAGGUGUAGGGGAAAGACAGACUGGUGGCUGGGGGUUCUAUUUAUGUGAGGUGUUUAUGUGAGGUGUGUCGUUUGAUGUGUGAAGAGAUUUAAUUUGCCAAUUGUGUCUUUCCCUGUGCUGUGGAUUGAGCCUUGGAUCGUCUUUGUGUUACAUUAAAUACCACCCCCCACUGUCUGGGACCACUCUGGAAGGAACUGAUGUUAGUGGAACCAGGUGGAUAAGCACUCUAACUGGAGGGACAGGAAGGAAGAUGACAACGUUCCGAACUUCAUCCCUGAGACUGUUUUUAAUAAUGCACUAUGUUACCUGUCUGUCCCUUGAAGAAGUGUGACAGUGUCUCUGUGGCCGUGGUUUCCAGUUGGUUUGUGUGUGUGUGUGUGUGUGUGUGUGUGUGUGUGUGUGUGUGUGUGUGUGUGUGUGUGUGUGUGUGUGUGUGUGUGUGUGUGUGUGUGUGUGUCAGCUCAGCUCAGCUCAGCUCAGGGCUGCUGUGAGUUAAUGUCGGCUGAGAGGCCGGCUGAGUGGCCACAGGCAGAGCAGAGGAGAGAUAAACAGUUAGUUUAGACCAGGCUGCAGGGAGUAAGACGUGACACACACAGACACACAUGCACACACAUGCACACACACACACUCACACACACAGGGCCAUGCACAGAUCUUUGGUGGGGCAGGUUCUCAAAGUGAAAUAACCCCCCCAAAAUAAUAAUAUAUAUAACUUAAAUCCAUUCAUUGUUUUCUACUGCUCUUGUAGACAAAUUCUAAUGUAUUCAUGUUUUUUUUUACAUAGGCCUUAAUUCUCUGCAAUAACACUCAUUCAUCACACAUUGUAGGGCAUUAAAGCUAGAACUACAAAUGACAGGGAGUUAAAAGAACCACUACUGGGGUGGGCUAUAUCAGCUGAUCAUCUAGAAUGUAGGUAAUGAAUCAGCUAGUUAGCAUGGUUAUGCUGUCAAAACAAGCUAACUAGUGUUUAUCUGAUUUAAAUUGGUUCUGCUACUAACAAACAGUCAAACUGCGGGGGCCUCCCGAGUGGCGCAGUGGUUAAGGGCCACCAGAGACUCUGGGGUUCGAGCCCAGGCUCUGUCGUGACUGACCGCAACGCACAAUUGGCCCAGCGUCGUCCAGGUUAGGGAGGGCUUGGUCUGUAGGGAUGUCCUUGUCUCAUCGCGCACCAGCGACUCCUGUGGCGGGCCGGUUGGGUUGGGUGCGCGCUGUGUUAAGAAGCAGUGAGGCUUGGUUGGGUUGUGUAUCGGAGGAUGUAGAGAUGAGACAAGAUAGUAGCUACUAACAAUUGGAUACCACAAAAUUGGGGAGAAAAAGGGGUAAAAAAAAAAAUGUUUAAAUGUAAACUGUCAAACUGCAGAUGUCCCCUUCCAUGUCCCUGACCGUGAAACAACACAUGCUAGCAACUCCAAAGUAACCCACUACUGGCAAAUAUGAAUUUAAAAUUCCCCCCCCGGUACCGGGGACUUAUCUCAUCAUUGAAGAGUUCAUGAGAAAUGAUCUAAUUUGACGGACAAUGUGUUGCAUUGGAAGUUAGAAGAGACGGCACUAAUCAAAAGGGCACUGUUUUCAAAGGAGGGCAAAGGGCAGGUGCUCCAACACCCCUAGGGCUCUGUCUGUGCACCACAGGAGGUUGGUGGCACCUUAAUUGGGGAGGACUGGCUCGUGGUAAUGGCUGGAGUGGAAUAAGUGGAAUAGUAACAAUUACAUCAAAGAAAUUAUUUCCAUGUGUUUGAUGCCAUUCCAUCUUUUCCGUUCCAUCCAUUAUUAUGAGCCGUCAUUCCCACAGCAGCCUCCUGUGCUGUGCACGUGCCUGCAUACACACACCUUUAGUUUCAUUUGGAGGCAGCCGGAGGGCAAAAGACCUGUACACAAUCCAAUUGCAUUUUUGAUAUUCACACAUUUCAUCAUCAUGUUGCGGUCACAGCUGCCAUGUCCUUUACUCCCCAACUGGCUAAACAACACUCCGUUACCCCGAACUGGCUAAACAACACUCCGUUACCCCGAACUGGCUAAACAACACUCCGUUACCCUCGAACUGGCUAAACAACACUCCGUUACCCCGAACUGGCUAAACAACACUCCGUUACCCUCGAACUGGCUAAACAACACUCCGUUACCCCGAACUGGCUAAACAACACUCCGUUACCCCGAACUGGCUAAACAGCACUCCGUUACCCGAACUGGCUAAACAACACUCCGUUACCCCGAACUGGCUAAACAACACUCCGUUACCCCGAACUGGCUAAACAACACUCCGUUACCCCGAACUGGCUAAACAACACUCCGUUACCCCGAACUGGCUAAACAACACUCCGUUACCCCGAACUGGCUAAACAACACUCCGUUACCCCAAACUGGCUAAACAACACUCCGUUACCCCGAACUGGCUAAACAACACUCCGUUACCCCGAACUGGCUAAACAACACUCCGUUACCCCGAACUGGCUAAACAACACUCCGUUACCCCGAACUGGCUAAACAACACUCCGUUACCCCGAACUGGCUAAACAACACUCCGUUACCCCGAACUGGCUAA